AGAGACAAUGGGGGUCAGUUCUGCACUGCAAAGCAUAUGCGGAGUUGCCUGCUGUGUACUCGGUUUACCUGUUUUAGUAACUCUUAAGCUACUAGUGCUUGUCAUACCCAUUUCGGAGAUUGUAAUUGGUGCGCUGUACCUGGAUAGCUGUCCGAUACAGAGAUACAUCCCUAUCUAUCUGGUGGUGACAGGAGUCUUCACCUUGUCCCUGGUGCUUCUGAGCUGCCUGCCCGGCUCACAAGCUGAUGCUGCUGAUGCUGAAGAAGUGAAUGGCAUCUGCUGCAUCUGCAACUGCUGGAACUCCAUCGUCUGCCUCUUCCUCACCUGCUGGUUCAUUGCUGGCAACGUGUGGAUCUACUCAAUAUACCAGCCCAAUUACGACCCAGCUGCAGGGCCCCACUGUGAUAAGACUGCCUACCUGUUUGCAUUUUGGAUAACCACACUGAGCUACAUCAUGGCAGGCGUACACAUUGUUGGAAGUUGCAUAUGCAAGGCAUUACAUUAAUUUGGCUACCAAUUUUUACCCAACGCGACUUUCAACAAAGAAAACAAUUAUUGCAUUAGUUUGGCUAUCACUUUUUAACUAAAGUGACUCCCAACAAGAGAAACAAUUAUUACAUUACAUUUGGCUGA
This is a messenger RNA of Sardina pilchardus (European sardine), 633 nucleotides long. Its product is annotated as transmembrane protein 272-like. The transcript has 4 exons. NCBI's taxonomy places the organism in Eukaryota, Metazoa, Chordata, Actinopteri, Clupeiformes, Clupeidae. The coding region runs from base 8 to 505 and encodes 165 amino acids. The record is from RefSeq and is a predicted model, not a curated record.